GCGCGGAAAUGUGAUACUAACUAAGUGGUUACACCCGUGCUAACGCCAAAUUUUUUUCCCGCGUUCAGUGACUCUUUACCUUCCGUGUACGUCAUUAGUCGUAGCUACUCGAGUCGUGACACAAAUUGAGAGCACCUGCGCUCGAGUUUGCAGCACAGAGAUGAGGGGCAGUGUCGCUUCUCUCUUUAGACGUCGCCAUUCGUCUCCUGCGGUUCCUGGUUUGAUGGUAAACGAGCGUGUAGCUGUGGGUGGAUGCGGCCGAAGCCUUUCCGGGUCGUCGCUGGAUGAGACAGAUGAAGAGGAUGAAGGAUUAGAAGUUUUUGAAGAUGAGGAAGAAGAAAUCGAACAAGUACAUCAUUGUCAACAUGAUGGUUGUCGCAGAAACAACUCUAUUGCAAUGGUUUGUCAUAAUCUGGAUUGCCAAAUCAGCAACAACAACAAACCCUUACAUCUAUGUGGCUUCUGUGACAAGGAAGUCCAUCAAGGAGAGAAAAGCCUUCACUGCAGAUUCGAGGUGGAAGCUCCUAAAAAGACAGAGGAGAGAAUGAGUGGGGAGUUCUCUGAUCUGGACUCUGAUCUUUGUACUCCUGACUUGAGCAAUAAUGCUAAUCUAGUCAUACAUCCUGCAAACUCACUGACUGGUUCACGAAUGGCUGCUACCAGACAAAAGAAGAAACAGAGACGACACAACACUGAUGAGCCUGGGAAGGAAUGGUUUGCUCUAAAAAUAUCAGAAGACAGUGCACCAGAAGUGAUUCCGAGUUUGAAAGGGAAAACGCUAAGGGAGGUGUUGCAGCCUGCGUUUGCAAGACAUCAGAUAGCAUUCUCGGAUGUACAAGUUUACAUUCGGAGUUCCCAGUCGCCACUCAGUUACGAAAGCGACACAUACUGUCUGGGUGGACAGCAUCUUUACCUAGAGUUUGCGAGCACUGAUAUUGAAAAGAAGGUACGUAGAAGUAGAAGUAAGAGUGUGUGGUCACGAAUGAGGUCAUUCUCAAUGAAGAGCAAAGGUGACCAUCACCACAAGGUCAAUGAGCGACUCUUCAAGGACGUUCACCGCUGGGAAGCGCGGAAAUCGAAGACGAUGAUGGAGAUAGACGACCAAAUCAGACGCAGCAACAGCGUUCCGAACGGCCCACGCUCUGCCACAAACAGGAAGGAUAUGAGACAAUACCUUGGUCAUAGUUCAUCUCAAGAGGAGUCAACCAGCCAACAGGCAGUGAAUGGGGACAUUGUGGAUGGUACCGCGAUCGAAUUCAAAGGGAUGAUGUCAAGAAAUCGGAGCAGCAAAGUGCAUGCUCUACUCGGAUCGGCGUUUACUAAUACGGCUCAACGGACACUCGAAGAGCAGCUGCAGUUUUUCUCUGUGUAUGGAUUGCCGGUUGUUGAUGGAGUAAAGAAAGGCAAUGAGGAGGAGACGUUGCAGUUGAAACCUUGGAAAGAUCUUGUAAGCGGAUCCGACAAAAUCAGCAAACGAGAGAGAAACCAGCAGGAAGCAAUAUGGGAGUUGAUCUGCACAGAGUUGUCGUACUACCAACGAGUCAAAGCUUUUUAUGAAGUAUUCUAUGCAACACUCGUUGAACUACAGAAAGAAAAAUUUCUGAAAAAUGUCAAUCUUGAUCAUCUAUUUGCAAAUGUCAGAGAUGUCUACGAAUUGUGUAGCUCAUUCUGGGACAACAGCCUUUAUCCUUUGUACAAACAGUGUCAACAGAACAAGUUCAGACUUCACCCAUUCCAGAUUAUAGAUGUUUUUGAUAUGUUUGAGGAUCGAUUUUAUCCAUACGAAGAAUUCUGUGUACGAGAGAGAGAAUGCACUGCUUAUCUUACAACACUGAAGAAUGAGUCUCCAGACUUCAAAUUGUAUCUUGAAUGGUGUGAAAAGCGCCCUGAAUGCAACAGGAUGCAUCUAAUCGACUUCAUCAAACAACCAAGAAACAGACUAGCUCAAUAUCCCCUCCUAUUGAAAAGAAUGGAGCAACAGACGGACGACGAUGAGACGACAGACAGACUAACUCGACUUAUUGAUCGUAUGGAGGGUUUUCUCAAUCAAGUGAAUUCGGCGUUGGCUCAUCUGGAGCAGGUGGAAAUGCUGCACGACAUCAUGAGCAAGCUGGAUGGAUACUCUGGCAUUGAGAUUCCGGCCGAAUAUGAGAAGUAUGUCUCAGAUGUGUUGACAUUAAAUCUUCUGUCUCGUAUGCCGGACGUUCCCGACGAUCGCUUGAGACAACUUUUUCAUGAGGGAGACUUACGACUGAAAGACAGCUCAACGAGGGAUGUCCGUGGGUAUGUGUUCACUGACAUGUUGUUGUUGACGACGAGAUCAAGAAAGGGAGGCAAAGUGAAGAUUGUUCGUCAGCCAUUUCGAGUUGAUAGAAUUCGAUGUGAGAGACUAAGAGAUUCCGGAUCAUUUCUUCUUGUCUAUUUGAGUGAGUAUUUCUUGCCCAUUGCUUUUGUUCACCUCCAAACUCUGAAUGGAGAGCAAUCUAAAGUGUGGAGCAACGCAAUUGAAGCUGCCAAGAAUGCAUAUUUGCAUGCUCAGCAGGGUGAAGAAGUCGCUCCUCCUAAUGCUCUUUUUUUUCGUCCGCAUCUCUCUGCAUCAUCCUUCAGCUCUGGUCUCUCUAUGCCACGAGACCUCAGCCGACCUUCGACUCCAUCACCGUUUUCAUCUCCAGGAGGCUCUCCUCCUCCCAGAAGAACGACAACACUCCCAGCAAUAUCUCGUACUUCAAACAACAGAAUGGUGCCUGCAAAUCUUUUCUUUUCGAUUCCGAAGAACUCGCCGUCAUUACCAUCUCUUCGUGUAUCGAGCCCAUCUCACACAGUCAAUCAAGUAGAUGGCACCAAGCAGCGUCGCUCGUUUCCAGAAACGACAUCAAAAGCUUGCUUGAAUCCACAAACACGAACUCAGAGCGUUUCCGAAUCGAAUCUCGAUCAGUUGAUAGACAUGCUGCCCGCCACACCAUGUGAUGAUGAUGAUGAUGAUGAUACGACGAAUCACAGCCAGAAAUGUGUGAUUGGAAGCAGCAAGAGUGCGGACAACUUAGACACCAUUUCGAAAUCGUCUAGUUUUCGCUGGCGGUCACAGACGAUUAGCUACACACCUUCACCUCCAGUGACAAGAAGACGGGCGUCUGCCUCAGUGUCGUUCGACACGAGGUCUUGCUACAGUUUGGACAAUCUGGUCUGCAAUCAAUUGGAGACACUACAGGAAGAAGAAAGAAAGCGAGAGGUCCAGAGUCUGUCGCCGAUGUCACACCGAAAGUUUAUGUGGCACAAUCAAGAGAUCACACUCAAUACAUCACAUGUGUGAGCCGAUGCAUCUCGAUUAUAAGCAUUUUCAUCAAGACAUUUACAAGCUACAAUAACCAUUGAUAUUAAUUGUUACAAAUGAGGUAAUAUUUCUAUAGAUUUUUUAGUGUCAAUUUGCAGAGUAGAGCGUAAGAUAACUUUUGUGUUUGUUGAUGCAAACUAAAUAAUUCGAUUCAUUACUGCUGCUGCAACAGCAACUUGUUGGAUUGUUUCUGCAGAGAAAUGGAUUUCUAUCAGACUAAAUGUAGACACAGUACGUGCAGUCAUGUGUAGAAUGUAAAGAGGGUGUUGUCAUGCACUUACAUGUAAACAUGUAUUUCAUUGUCAAAACUCA
Molecule: messenger RNA, 3643 nt
Organism: Corticium candelabrum
Lineage: Eukaryota; Metazoa; Porifera; Homoscleromorpha; Homosclerophorida; Plakinidae
Product: pleckstrin homology domain-containing family G member 5-like
Exons: 24
Coding region: 161-3310 (1049 amino acids)
Biological process (GO): endothelial cell migration; Rho protein signal transduction
Cellular component (GO): endocytic vesicle; axon; plasma membrane
Molecular function (GO): guanyl-nucleotide exchange factor activity
Source: RefSeq, a predicted model, not a curated record